Molecule: messenger RNA, 2089 nt
Organism: Eriocheir sinensis (Chinese mitten crab)
Lineage: Eukaryota; Metazoa; Arthropoda; Malacostraca; Decapoda; Varunidae
Product: circumsporozoite protein-like
Exons: 3
Coding region: 911-1822 (303 amino acids)
Source: RefSeq, a predicted model, not a curated record
GGGGCAGGAGUCGUUCCGGGAGAUUCUCCCGCGCCGAGUCAGGUCGUGAGUCUGGCUGGCGGGGGAGUGACGCAGCGCCCGGCCUGACCUUUGGCGAGACGAGGAUCGAUGCUCGAGGGUCAGGUGUCCCUGGGGUGCGUCAGCCUCGAGUGGCCGCCGUGUGAGUGAUGGCGGCAGUGUACACAGACUAGGGUUGUGGCCUGCUGAGUAGGGCUGAUCAGGUGUUGCCGCUAUGGAGCCCCGCCCACCUCGUGCCGCGGCGAGGGGUGGUGCUGCCCCUCCCCCUCCCUCAGUCGACCGCCAGGUGUCGCCCGGCCCAGCACCACUCCAGGACACGCCCUCCAGCACGCUUUGUUGACAUCGAACUGUCCUCUCGGUCAUCCCGGGACGGGCAGCGACGCGGGUGACGGCCUCGGCAAGGGCGGCGCCAGUCCUGGUGUCGGUGGCUAGGCGAGGUAGGCGUGAGUGAGCGGGCAAUGUGAGCGGAGAGAGUGUCGUGCCCGCCUCGCUGGUUUUCAGGGAAAGUGGGGUAACGCUCCUGUGUGGCCUUGGUGUAUUGUGAAAAUAUAGGCUCUACAAAAAUAUAAACGUAAACAACUGGUUUCAUAUAAAACUUUCAGUGGAAGAAACGUUUAUGCAACCUGGAGACUCCCUUGGCGAUAAAGCACAGUGACACGAAAACUGAAAACUGUGCCAAGUAAACAGUGACACUAGUGAAUCACCAUCCAGGCGGCCGAGGCUGAGAGCGUGUCUAUGGUGGUGAGUGCCAGCCGGCACCAGCCCGCCGGCACCAUGAGCCGCAUCGUCUCACCGGACCCCGCCCCCGCCCAUAACCCCUCCCCCAUCCACGCGCGGCGCCAGGCGGUCGUGGCAUAAUCGUUGUCUUCAACUCCCUACCUCUGCCCUACCAAUGAACGGCAAGUGGAAAAGAGCGCUGAGGAAGGUGAAGAAGAGGAUGGUGUUCUCCAAGUACGAGCAGGUGCUGCAGCGCAGGGACAGCGAGCGGGAUCUCGGCGAGUACCGCGAUGCUGACCUUGGGUCAGGCUCGCUCUCCGGCAGCGGCUUCGGGGCGGCCGGAGGCGGCCCUGGGGGCGUGGCAGGGGGCGGGCCUGGGGGCGGGGCAGGGGGCGGCAGCAGCAGCAGCAGCACUGGCAGUGCAGUUGUGAGGUCUCGAGGAGUGACGGGUAGCGGGGCGGGGUCAACAGCAUCAGGGGGAGGAGCUAUGGGCCCCGUGGCCAACGGGGGCGGUGCCUCGGAAACGGGCGGGGCGGCGAGGGACGGCUCCAGCACCAACGGAGGCGGGAGCGUGGGGCGGCGCGCCCAGCGCCUGCCUAGUCUUCGGUUGGCCAACGGGCGCGUGGCUGUGACGGGCCCACUGACCGGCUCGGAGGAGGAGGUGCGUUCCCCUCGCUCCGCCACACUCAAAGACGAUAUCAAGAUCUCAGUCGAGACUACCACAUGCACCGACUCGCUGGUCACCGCCGUCGAGGAUGAAACAGCCUUUGUGAACGACUGCAUCUUGCCAGAGAUGAAUUAUCGAGAUGUGAGCAAAGUGCACUUCGGAGGCGACGAUGUGUCGCUCUAUGGCACGCCGAAGGAGGAGCUGGGACCCGGGCAGCUCUGUGUUGGGGCGGCGGGAGCGACGCCCGGGUUAGAGCCUAAGCCAUCCUUCCUCAAAAACCAGCUGCAGGCGCUCUUCCAGCCCACCGACAACAGAUUAGCCAUGAAGCUCUUCGGCUCCAGGAAGGCGCUCAUGAAGGAGCGCAUCAGGCAAAAAGCUGCGGGCCACUGGAUCAUCCAUCCCUGCUCUAACUUCAGGUGAGUGUUGAAUCUGGCUUGUCUGCAGGUGUGCGGCGCAGGUAAGGAGGCGGGGGUGCUGCCUCGGCCUGGAUGUGAUGAGUGUGCAGAGACUGGAUGUUUGUGAAGAGAGGAAAAAUGCUUCAGAAGCACAAGUGACGUGAUAGUUUCAUGUUAAAGUUCCUCUCGUCGGCAACACCGUUCAUUCUCAGACACGUGCGUGAUAUGAGCUUCAUGUUAACUUUUCUUAUUGGUGACAUGUUUCCUGUGGCUUGGUUUCAUAACGGUACAA